CUAGGCCGCCCCGCGGUUGCCAUGGUGACCGCGCACCCGGAAGUGCCGUGAGGGGGAGGCCGCGGCCGCCCCGGCCCCUCUGAGGCCGCCCCCGGUCAUGGCCCGGGGGGCAGGAGAGGCGGCCGCGGAGGGGCAGCUGGGAGAUGACAGCCUGUCCGUGAUAACCUGUGAAUCAGAUGCAGAAAUGAAGUUAAAGAAGAGAAUUCUUCACAAGCCUCCAAAGUCACCAAAGUCUCCGUACAGCUCUAGCACACAACUGUAUCCUAAAAAAACUGCCGUUUGGAGAUCUCUGCAGGGAACAGGCAGUGCACGUUUUGAGAACGCAGCUGUAAAAAACCCAAGGCAGAUGUGGCUGGGAUCACUGAAACAAGGAGUGAGCCACCCCCUGAAAUCAGAUGUUGACGUGGGGCAUGCGCGAUCUAGUGUUUCUAGUAGCACUCCAGAGUAUUUGAAGGAAGCUCUAGGAAUGAAGAAGCCAAAACAUUCCCGUUCUUCUAGUAAUGGCUACAUUCCUGGAACUCCUGACUACAAAGAAAAAGAAGAUAUGUAUGAUGAAAUAAUAGAACUUAAAAAGACAAUACAAGCUCAGAAAAAUGAAGGAGAUCGAAUGAAAACUAAGCUUCGUCGACUGGAAGAAGAAAAUAACAGAAAGGAUAAACAGAUUGAGCAACUGUUGGAUCCUUCCAAGUGCUCUGAGCUGGCACGAGCUUUGUCAGAAAAGAAGUCUGACAAUGGAUGGGUGGUUAGUGGAUUAAAGCAGAAGGUUCUCAAGCUAGAACAACAGUGCAAGGAGAAAGACAACGCUAUCAACAAAUUCCAGUCAGACCUGAAGACCAAUAAUUUGGAAGAAAUGAGGAUAGCAAUGGAAACCUACUAUGAAGAGGUUCAUCGUCUCCAAGUCCUCCUGGCAAAAUCUGAAACUAUGAGGAAAAAUACAGAGGGCAGAGAUACCCAAAAACGACUAAAGGCACUGAACGCUGCUGUCCUGAGAUUAUCCCGGAACAUCAAGGAAUUACAGGAUGAGAAUCGGAGUUUGAAAGAAGAUCUAGAUCAUGUAGUGAGCACUUCUCUUGCAUCCAAUAAAACAAAAAAUUACAGUGAAUGGAGCAAGCAGAGGCUGGUGAGGCGGAUUUUGGAACUAGAAAAGAAACUAGGUGCCAUGGAGAACACCAGGGUAUCACCAGCAGAUAGUGAGUCAUCCCAGUUACUUGCUGUGUCAUCUUCACCUUCUGCAGACCUGGAUCAUCCAGACUCUCAACAGGUAGACCACGUUAAAGAAUGCCAUCACCUCCGAGGGCUAGUGAAGAAACUGAAGAGUGACAGGAGAGCACUUCAAAAUCUCCUACUUAGUAAAGAAUUAGAUAUCAAGCAGUUGCUGCAGGCAAAGGCUGAAGUGGAGUUGGAGCUGCAGAAGUGGCAAAAUAAGAAAGAAGAAAAAAGUAUGGAAGAACAGACUUCAAGUGAGGAAAUCCAGAUCCUUACACGGAAAGUUGGGAAAUCAGAAGCAACAUUGGAGGAAGAAAAGAGUGAAAUGACAGAAGAUACAAUGGAAAAGCUUAAUAAGUCCUCACCAGUCUGCACGGUUAAAGGUGAAGAAGAUCAUAGGAAGGAACAAGCAGCCAGAUGCAUUCAAAGGUGGUGGAAGUUGUACCAAAACAAGAAAGAAGAAAUUGCACUGUAUGAGGCAGUUGUUGUGCUUCAGGCAGCUUUCAGAGGACAUUUAGCUCGACAGAAACUGUUACUGAAUAGUGGGAUGCAUGAUGCAAAACCUCACAACAUGCAUAGCCUUGGAAAAACGAACUCCUGUAUGUCUCGUGUGUCAAACUCUUUGAGCUCAUCUUCUGACUGUGAGGAGAAAGAGGAGACUGUGACAUUCAUCCAGUCCAUUUUCAGGGCUCACUUAGCACGUGCUGUACUGCUUGAGGAGAGACCCUUUGUGUCCAGUGCAACAAGUGAGAAAGCAGAUUCUGCUGUCUACGUUACAGAGAAGAAACCAGUCUCAGCAGUACUCCAGAGAACUCCUCCAGUCAUCAUGUCACCUCUUGCCAGGUCUUCUGAGAAGCAAUCACAGCCCACUCUCUCUCUGUCUGUGGAUGAAGCUCACUCAGAUGAUUCAGAUGAUAUUGUCAUCGUUUCUCCAUUGUUACGGAUGAAGAAGAACUCCACCCACUUUUGUAACGGGCCCCGAUGAUCUUGAAUUAUUUGAUUCACAAACAAAAAUAUUUCUACGAAGGUAAAGCAUAGCAAAGAGGAAAAGGAGGAGUAUUAGCCUGCAGUUGUCAUUAUUUCAGAUGUAAAUGAAUAAUUGUUUGAUAUGUCUGACUACAUGGCUAAAAGCCUCUGACUGUCCAUUAUGCUUAUCCUUCUGGUAUGGAGAGUUUGAAGUUUAAAAAAGACUAAAACAAAACAAUGUUUUCUCUCACAGAUUCAAAUAUCAAUUUUAAAUGAAAGCAAUAGAGACUUAAAAUAUUUCAUGUCAAACAAAGUCUUGUUUCAGGUUGGCUGAAAUACUUUGUUUAAUCAGAAAGUGAAAAAUAACUUGGCUCCGUUUUUCAGCUUGUGUAUGUGAAGGGGAACAGCUUGUAUGUGCUACAAGGUCCUCUCUAUUUAAAAUUUUUAUAGUGUCAUAUUGUAAUAUGGUGGUUUUUUUCUUUUUACACUAAACAUUUAAAGUCUAUGCAGACCAAUAAAGGCUUCAAGGAAAUCAA
This is a messenger RNA of Anas platyrhynchos (mallard), 2708 nucleotides long. It is a transcript of the gene IQCE, whose product is annotated as IQ motif containing E. Gene Ontology annotation, molecular function: protein binding. The record is from RefSeq and is a predicted model, not a curated record. Lineage: Eukaryota; Metazoa; Chordata; Aves; Anseriformes; Anatidae.